Molecule: messenger RNA, 1827 nt
Organism: Fomitiporia mediterranea MF3/22
Lineage: Eukaryota; Fungi; Basidiomycota; Agaricomycetes; Hymenochaetales; Hymenochaetaceae
Exons: 3
Coding region: 901-1170 (89 amino acids)
Source: RefSeq, a predicted model, not a curated record
GCAUUGAUCGCUAUGGCGGGAGAAGACGAUUUUUCUGUCGCUUAACUAGAGAUAUGGGGCGCUUACGUUGCGGUAGGACCAGUCGUUGCUUCUCUUCUCCCAGCUCUCUGGUUGGUUCCGCAGUCGAAGUAAAUCUCCACAUGAAUGCGUGAAGCGUAUGCAGCUGCACGGAGAAAUCUUUUAGGCGGCGAGAGGUGCUGUUGGAACGGCCCAAAUGGCUAUAUUCAGGACCGUUUUGAUGCUUCUGCGGCCGACCGUCGUACACCAAGUUGCGAGCAAAGUCUUUCUUGGCUUCACAAACAAUACAGCAAAGCUUGUCUCCCACCCCACGUUAUACAUUAGCAACAGCGCAUUGUCGCCUAUAGUGUCCCUCCUAGGACUUAUGGAAGUCUUCUAUCGCGCUCGUGUGGCCUGGUUGCUUCUUUACACAUGAGGAGGCGAUGGCGGCCCGCAGAUCUGACAAGGAGAACGGCGAGCGAAGCGGGAGCUAUGAGGAGUAGUUUUCUCCCUGACAUAUGAUGCUUUCUCUGCAGUUGCUUGUAUCCGCAUCAAACGGGAAAUAUCACCUCUGACAUCGGCUGUGAUGAUGGCCUCCCCCAUCUCCCGGAACUGCGACAACGUCUCGUUGUUUUUUGUUCAGGUUCUCUACAUCUUCGCUAACAAAGUUGACAUCUUGCUUCUGGUGUUUCUUUUGUUCGCAUUCCAUCGACAAAACUAUCUUGCACGAAGCAAAUAAACGGGUUCUACUGCGUCCGCUGUCCGCUCUCUCAUCUAUCAGAAACCAGGGCACUUGUUCUACCGGUUCGAUACCCUGGAAAACAUGAGUUAUAGUUUGUUGUUCGGUUCUCGGAUGUGACAUACCUCUAACUAGUUUCUGAAUAAGACAAUCCGAAUUCGCAAAUGAAGACAGGAGCCAUGGUCAUGGAACACAUGUACGACACCUGGUCCAAUCGCUUGUCAGCUUCUGCAGCUAUUGUUUUCACUUCUAUACAAUACCUUGAACGAACAAGAACUACUGAUAUACUUCUAGGGGCAGUGGUCCUUGCACCCCGCACGCGCUUUCUAUUAGGCAUUGCCAUCUGUCUCGGACCAUUCCAGCAAAUUGAAAUUCCUUUAAAAAAUAAUAAAGGGACAAUACAUUCAAUCUCCGAUCAAACAGCGCUCAGUUGAGUAAAUGAUAUCACCUUUCUGAUUUUGAGCUGAAAAUCCCAGCAAUAGCCUUUAAAGAUGUUAGUUAAGCGGCAUUGACGCAAUUGCGAUCAAGUUAAGUUCCGAUGCGAGAAUAACCUUGCGGUGCUUUGCUGUAACAGUACAUCAGAAGAAGGGGAUUCUACUCACCAAACCUAUGGGAAGAGACAAUGGUUUCCUUUUGGCCUGCUCAAACACGCGCAUUUCAUCAUUUAUUUACAAACGGGUCCACUUAUUAACUUAAUUCAUAUCCGAUAGGAAAGAGACAGAAACUUGACUGUUUGCUUUUGAUGAGAAGGAGUUGCGAAGUACGGAACAUGUGGACAAUGCGCGCUGUUUUUAGCAAGCUCAUGAGGUAACACCCUCUGAUACAACAUUCUCCUCGUGCACACCAUGUUGUCAGAGUAUUCACCGGCCGUCGGAAAAUCUGUGCGGCGCCUAAAUAUCAUGUUAGGCACAUACUCCAUUUCCACCUGUUGCCAAAUCCGCGGAGGCGUACGCACCUGGACUCUGUUUCCCGCCUAAUAGUUGCGGACUCUACUUGAUCAGAAAGUCGCGUGUGUUCCUAUAUUCGAUACAAUAAUCGGUGCAGUCUCUCGUGUCCUUUCCGUGCGUACGGGACGACGCCAAAGAAGCUAG